Messenger RNA from Culex pipiens pallens (northern house mosquito), 11372 nucleotides. RefSeq lists its product as uncharacterized. The transcript is spliced from 3 exons. Lineage: Eukaryota; Metazoa; Arthropoda; Insecta; Diptera; Culicidae. Gene Ontology annotation, cellular component: membrane. The record is from RefSeq and is a predicted model, not a curated record. The coding region runs from base 177 to 10706 and encodes 3509 amino acids. Gene Ontology annotation, molecular function: ATP binding; ABC-type protein transporter activity. Gene Ontology annotation, biological process: protein targeting; protein import.
AAUCGGAUUUUUACACUUUAUUGACCGAGACGUGCUCAGUACAGACGGAACUGGAGAAACAGGCAGUUUUCCAUUAGACGUUAAACCGAACACUUCGCGGCGGUGGCUUGAAGUUGAUGUUGAUCUGGAAGCCGGAAUGGAGUUGAAGCUACUUUAGAUUCGAAGAUCCUGCCCGAAUGAAGAUCACUAUGGCGAGGAUCAACAUCAUAAAAGAUUUUGAGCGUAUCUGGGAUACGAACAGAACACCACCGUGGUUUAAAGAGUUUCCGGAUGUAGUUGCAGACAUUUACCAAACAGCAAGGGAAGAUGUGAUCAUUGAAGCAGAUCAAACGGAGUCGGAGUUCAACCAACAGAUGUUCUAUCACUAUUAUCAUUUGGCAUCGGUUGACUGUUUGAGAGAUGAUUUGCACCAAACCAAAAACAUCCUGAACAGUUGCCUAGAGCGUUACGACAAGAUACCCCAAGCUGACCGCAACUACUCUUUGGACGAAUUGAGUAUCUUUGUUAAGGAAAAGUUAGCUGAAAUAGAUGAAGAUGUUUCUAAGCACGAGUCGAGGCUGCAUGGUUCAAGUUUCAAGGAUUAUGUUGAAAUUUGUCUCACCCUCGGUAACAUAGAGAAUAAUAACGAGUUGCUGCAACAAUUGAAAAAAUGCUCGAACGAAGACCGGAAGCAGCUUGAACAGCUUCUUUGGUGUAAGCAACUGGUUCGUCUCAUCAUCACCCUGGAGGAAGAAGCUCUAAACCAGACAUUUCAUCGGAUUUCGAUUCCUGCAGAAAACGAGACUUGUCUGGCCAGAGCAUACCAUCUUGCUAGGCACGGUAAUUCAAGUGAAAAUCACUCGAAGAGUGUCGGAACAAACCAAACCUCUACCCAAGAGUGUGUGUUUUACGGUGGUGUAAAGGAACGCGUGAGGGAGAAAAUUUACGGUGAAGUUGUUUCGAGGAAGCACGGUUUGGAACAGGUAAAAUUUAUAAUCCAACGUGACGCUGGCAAGGAACUCAGUAAUACCGAUACGGUAUUUGUUGAGGAUGAAUUCAGAGGGCUUUGCCUGGAGCAGUGCUUGGAAGAAAUGCAGCAUUCGAUGAAAUCAUAUCUAACGAGCUAUCAGGAAAUGGAUAUAGUGAAGAUGUUUAACUUCGUCGAAAUUGUUAGCACAUGCAAUGCUAUUCCGCAAUUUUUCAAACAAUUUCAUUAUUUUAAAGAGCUUUUAAAGUUUAAGCUAAGUGAGGAAGAGGAAAGCAAACUCGUAGAGCAUUUCAAAUGCACAUUUGUUAGCCAAAUAAUCAACCAUUGCAAUGCAGUUCAGAACGAGCUAGGUUUUAUUUCGAACUUGACGAGUUAUCUGAGUAAAACUCGAAAAGUCAAAGCUGUUGUUAACAAACUGGGUGUAAACGAACAAACACUCAAUGUUGAUUAUGAAAAACUUAUGACUCUCAAGGACUCAGAAAAUAACGAAGAACUUUUGGAACUGCAGAGCACAGUUAAAAGUAUGAUGCAACAAGAAACCCAACUAAUUAUGAAAGACAAACUACGCGAAACCAUACUCGGUUUUGCGGAGCCUGUACAAGUCCAGCGAGCUACGGUCGACGAUCGAACUGUGGUCAAAGUGCUGGGCAAGCAUUUAGUUCUAGGUGAAAUUUUAGAGUCUGUAGAGAACGAACUUGCAAUCGACAUGGACAUAACUGAAGUGCAGUUCAUCGGUAGUAAAGUGUUUCACAUUGACGCCGAUCUGGUGAGCGAUACUUGGCAUGGGAAAAAUGUGGCCGUAAGAUCAAAGCUCAUCCAAGUGCAUGGAACUGUUGUGUGGGACGUUUCAGGGAAGAGCUGCAAUCGCAAGUAUGAACCUGCCCGUUCUGCAACCGUUGAAGGUGCGGACGGAUGUGCUGGUGAGGACGGCUAUCCUGGUGAAAGUGGUGGCAAUGUGUUUAUUACGGCGGAGAAAAUGAUAAAUUGUGAAGAAUUUACUGUAAUUUCUAAUGGAGGAGACGGUAGUGAUGGUCAGGACGGUGGACACGGGAAAAAAGGUCGAGACGGUGUCGGUAUCAUGCGAGAAAACAUAGAGCAGGAGUUUAAUUCACCUGUGAGAUUUUUAGCUUUUCAUACUACGAGAAUGGAGCAAGUUCAAAGAAUGAUUAGGUCUAUUGAUCGUAACUUUGUUCAUUCCUCCCAACGCUUCAUCCAAGAUAGUGAUACGUUUAUUGUAGCAACUGGCCAAGAUAGCAAAGGAGUUAUAUUUUCAUACUGCUCACCAAAACUGUUCCAGAACAAUAGCCAUUGCUAUCUUGUUCACAAGGGAUCGUUGGGAAAACCUGGGGGUCAAGGGGGUGACUAUGGCCGGGGAGGAGAAGGGGGUUUCCCUGGGCAGAUCAGUGUAAAAAGUGUAAUUGGGGAAAUUUUUCAAGUUAACAAAUCAACUGUUCGAGGCCAAGAUGGCCGUUCGGGAGCAGCUGGGUUGUAUGGCGACACUGGUGACAACGGUUGGGAUAUUGGCUAUCUCGAUUACCAGACAUGGCGUGCGGCGUAUUACUACGGAGAAGACUACAAAAGUAAGCUCACUGUCGAGUAUCACGACGAUUCCAGGAAGGAAAGUGUUUGGUGUUGGCACAAAAACAAAUACGCUAGCAUAAAAGUGGUCAAAUCUGAAAACUCAAGCGUAGAAAAGCACAAAAAACGUCACUUUGGAAAACGUGAUCGCAAGCAUUCAGCGGUGGCGGUAAAGAAAAAAAUGAUCAUUGAAAGCUCGUUCAUUGCCAGCACUGACCAGCACUUUGGUUCCAUUGACGAGAACGCCCUUCUAAGUGCCUACACUCGCAUUGAACGUAUCCGACAACGGGCUUUACAAGGAGUAUCUGAAAAGACAGAGCAGCGGAAGAAAGCUAACAAAAGAUACAGGAUUAAUCAUAUAAUUGCUUGUCCAGAUAUUGAGCAUGACAUUGACGAGCCUCCUGCUAAAAUUUCUAAUACAGUCAAGCAGAAAGCAAUGAGCUCGAAAGUGUUUGAAAGUAUUCUGAUUCGGAAAGAAUCACUGAUAAAUUGGAAACAACUAAGAUUUUGUCGCAUCGAAAAUCAAGAUUUGCAACGCCUAUUUCUUUUACUACACUCAACCGAAAAGGAAAAAACGAAACUAUCAGCAAACGAUUUUAAGAUCAUUGAACAAAUUUUGGUUGACAAACAAAGGCUGGCCACGUUUGAGGAAAUAACAGAUAAAAUUCAUAUUAAUUAUUCUAACACUAACAAAUCAGUAUUGUCAGCACAAUAUGCGUCGAUAUGCCUAGAAGAAGAUCCACAACAGUGUGGCAUAAACUGUCAUAAUUACUUGGGCAAAUUGGAUGAUUAUUUCUUCAAUUUUGAUUGCGAUGGCCAACAAGAGAAACUCUCGUCGUACUGUAACUUAUACAGGAAAAACCUUCCAUCAUCAGUUGUUGAAGCUUUUUUGUAUGAAGCAGUAAGUGCGGACUCUUCCAUUCAAGAACAUCUUGAUCAGUACAAGUUAGUUUCAGAGUUACGGGAAUUUGAUUCAGCUCGUAACUUGAACCAAUUUAUGAAGGAAUUAAUUCCGUCAAAGUUUUCAAAUAUAAUAAAUCUAUGGUACCUGAACGAUGAGAAUUCUUCUCUUGCACAAAAACUGAUCCACGAAAUUGAUUAUGAUUACCGUUUAGGUUCUCUCCGCAAACAUUACAUGAAGGAACUGAACAAGGAAAUCAAUUUUAAUCAAUGUCUACAAAAUGAUCACUUUUUUGAAACUUAUCAAACCUUCAUUGUUGAAAAAGGUCCCUUAACCCGGAGCUACAGAGAGCUCUUGGCUUACGCGUUUGGAGUGAAUAUACAAGUUCAUAUUAGGGUGCCUAGCGGAAAGUUUUUACUGCGGGACAGUCAUAACUCUGAAUCGUCCGAUAUUGUAUAUUUGCUACUUGAGAACGAAUCUUUUGUGAAACUAAGAUUAAACGAAAAUCUGAUGAAUUUGGAAAAUGAUUAUCGGAUUCUAGCGCGAAGGUAUUCUCUGAUAACUGACCGCUUGAUGUCAUUCAAGGACAAACAAUCGUUUGAUGAGUAUGUAUCAAAUGGUCUGUAUUUAUACUGUGACUUUGUCUCCAUGAAUGAUGUACGUUAUUUAUGCAACACCGAACUUUUGAACGAGUUAGUCCAGCACUUUUCAUUUGGGGAAAGACAUGUCAUAGAGGCUAUGUUCACUCGAAGUGAUGUUUCAAGCUUUGUUUAUAGUAAGCUAUUACGUAACCUCUGUUUGAGGUUUGCUGCCGAGGGGAAACAUAUUUCUACAGAUGAAGUUCAAUUUCUGGUAAACCGUUAUCUGGUUGCCAGUAGCGUAGGAAGGCAUGAAGAAGAGAUUGUUAGCUGGAUUGUUUUGGCAUUUCCUCAGGCCAGCUGGGUCAGUGAGAUCCUUCUUCUAGACUUGGAGCGAUACUAUAAAGAAAGGCUUGCGAGGAAAUCUGAAUGGAGGAUUCUUCUGAAGAAAGUAGAAAACAAAGCACUUAUGAUAUUGUUCAGUGCUAAACUUCAGUUAAGCCUGGCAGGAACCGUUGAGCCGAUUGACAAAAUGGAAAGAAUAUUAAAAAUGAUGAGUAUGGCCAAACACCAAACGACUACGUUGCUAAAGCUGAAUCUUUCCGAGUGGUAUUAUGUACUGGAGGAGCAUUACUGGGUUGAAAAGCUGAAGCCUUUAACAAGUUGGAACGAUAAUCAAACAUUGCAGGAAGCAUCAUAUUAUGCGGUGGUCCUGCUGAAUAAUUAUAGCCUCGAAAUAAUGGAGAAAUUCUUCAAUACAAUAAAAGGUAAAAAUGUCUCGGAAAAUCAUAUUAUCGACGUACUCUGCAGUGUCUACAAUGGAAGAUGGAACUUGACAGAAGAAAAUAUUGCAAAUCUGGAAAAGAUUAAACUGGAACAGUGGGUCAAUCAUAUGGAUUCUAACAUGUCAAAACAGCAAGAACGAGAUAUUAAUGUUGUGGUUCAGUUUAUAAAAGACAAUAAAUGGGCCUCUUUUAGUAUAUUGUCCAAAUUACAACCGAUAACAAAGCAAGUUCAGUUCAUCAAAGAAGAAAUCGAUAAAAGGAAUCGAGUUUUUAGGAAUUUAGUACCGUAUUUAUACAACAGAUUACGAGAAAGAUUUCCUGGAGCUGAAAACUCGAACAGUACAUGUUUCUCUGAUAAACGUGUGGAGCAACAACUUUUAGAUAUUGACGAUGCAAUUUAUGAAGAGUUCAAGUUCCGAUUGAGAGACACGCAAAAGUUUGUGGUGCUGACCUUGUUGGAAAAUAACAAAAACACCCUUGCCCAAGUGUCCACCGGCGAGGGCAAGUCGUUGAUUGUGGUAGCUGUAGCCAUCAUCAAGGCAUCGCAGGGCCAGAAGGUGGACAUCAUCACCAGCUCGUCGGUGCUGGCCAGGAGAGACGCCGAGCUGAGCAAAUCCAUCUACGCUAAAUUUGGUAUCAACGUGUCCCACAACUGCAGCGAAGACAUCGAGAAGCGGAAGGAAGCCUACUCGGGGAAUCAGGUUGUGUACGGAGAUCUUUCCAGCUUUCAGCGGGACUAUCUGCUGCACAAGUUUUACCAGAACAACGUGAUUGGCGAUCGGAACUUUGAGAAUGUCAUCGUUGACGAAGUGGACAGUAUGCUGCUGGACAGGGGUAAUAACAUGCUGUAUUUGUCACAUGACUUGCCCGACAUGGACAAACUGGAGUCCGUGUACGUGUUCAUCUGGGAAUGGGUCAACAACAUUUCAAAAGUAUAUGACACUGCUGCCAUUAGAGAUGCAGUUUUGUGGCAACUAUAUGGAGUACUAAAGUGCACAGACAUCGGCAAGAUAGAUGCGACGUUGAGCGAGGAAAAGCGAAACUUCAUCUGGAACAAGCUGGUCGAGGCCAAGAUAAUUGACGGUGAUGGCAAGUUGAUGACAGAAAACAUCAAGAAUGACGUCCUCGGUGAGUUGCUGGGAUCCGAAUACUCUGUUUACCUUGAUCGUUUGGAGUACCUACUGACGGAGUAUAUCAACAGAGAGAAGUGCAUCCACGUGCCCAAUUACUUGCGAUCAUUUGUGGAUUUGCACCUGGAGUCGUGGAUCGAAGCUGCCAAGAUGGCUCUCGUCAUGGAAGCUGGCCACGACUAUGUGGUCGAUGUUGAUCGGAGCGGAAGCAGUGCCGAUAGAACGCCCAACAUAACGAUCCUGGACAGAGACACGGGCACAGAUUUGGUGAAUAGUCAGUGGGAAGCGGCGCUGCACCAGUUUGUACAGCUGAAACACGGUUGCAAGACGUACCUGCAGAGCUUGAAGGCAGUGUUCAUCUCGAAUGUAACGUUCUUCAAGCUGUACGACAAGUUGUACGGUUUAUCUGGCACAUUGGGAUCACAGAGGGAACGGGAUUUGCUGGAGGAGAUUUAUGCGGUAGACUUUGUGAACGUUCCAACGGCAAAGUGCAAACUGUUUUACGAAUAUGUUCCCAUCGUUUGCAAAAGUGCUGCUGAUUGGAUCGAUACUAUCAAUGAGUCGGCUAAAAGGCUGACUGAGACUGAUGGUAGGUCCGUUUUGAUAAUAUGUGAAACGUUGAAUGAAGUUGCCGAGCUGUACAAAGAGUUCGGUGGAAAAAAUGCAACCAACGUUCGAACCUACACUCGAGAAUACGAAGAGUUUGACACCGGAGAGUUAUCUCCAGGUCAGAUCAUCAUUGCCACAAAUCUGGCAGGUCGAGGAACGGACAUCAAAUUAACUCAAACGCUGAAAGGUGCGGGUGGGGUACACGUUUGCUUGACCUAUCUGCCGAGCAACAUCCGCGUUGAGCAGCAAGCUUUCGGACGGGCUGCCAGAUGUGGUGACCGUGGAUCUGGCCAGCUGAUUGUACUGGACCAGAAGGAGAUUUUGAAUAUUAUGCUGCUCAAACGACUACGUGACACACGUGAGCUUGCUCGAAUAUCGCUGAUCAAGAAACAUUACGAAACCCGAGUGGUACUAGAAGAAAACUGUUUUAGGCAGUUCACUCACCAGUUCGAUGAGCUGAGAAACUUGCUUGCUAGUAAAAUCACUAAUGGGAAAGAAGAGUUGAGCGAUAUUUUGCUGGGCAGCUGCUUGGAUAGAUGGGUGUUUUGGUUGGAUAAUAACGGGAAGAACUUGGUUUCCAACGCAAAACAUCAUUCACGAAAGACGCUCGAUAUUUCAUUGGCGAACUUUUUGAGUCACUUGAAGUCGUUGAAAGUCACAAACUUUGAGUCCCUGCUGGAUUGGGUUGACAUCAGCACUCCUCGGAUGAUAAAACUUGGUCGGUACUUUAUCGAGAAUAAGCAAGCAGCGUUAGCACACACUCUUUUUGAAAAAGUUAUUGCUGCAGAACCCCAAUUUUGUGAAGCUGCUCUCUACUACAAGGCAUACGCAUUAUCUACGAAAAUCACCUGGAAUGUAGUCAAUUCGCCAGAAGUAAAAACAUUCUCGCAUAACCUGCGUUCUGCGGCAGAUAUGUUCGAGGAACGCGUUCAAAAUCUGAUGAUCAAUGUUUCUCGGGUCGACAAGAUAAAAACAAACUUUAAGCACAACAUACUGCCAAUAACAGCCUAUAAAGAGCAAAAACAGAUCAUCUGUAAGUUCUACGGGGCACUGACGCAAUCCGUUAACGACAUUCUAGGACACCCGGUAUCUGCAACUUCCUUCGAGGUUGGAGACACCAUUGACAAAUCGAGGUCGAUUGAAAUAUUUAACGCAUUGCAUGCGAAGAAAAUUGUCCAAAAUCCCAUUAUUAAAGAUAACAUCAGUGAGAAAGAGUUACGUGACAUAAGUUACAACUAUGGAACGUCUGCUGCAAAGCUACUAAACUUUUUAGAAAAGUGCCGCACAACUCAGGGAAGAUCUGUACAACUAGAGAAAUUUGUACGGUUGUUGAAGCAGCAAGUAAUAUUACCAAGUCGAGAAGGAUUCUGGCGGCAUCUGGUGGAACAGGAGAUUUUGAGUAAAAAGGAGGAGGAAAAGUAUAUCCUUGUGGACAAAACAAAGUUGUCAGUUAAAGAUAUAGAAUACUUCGAUUCCAUGUUGUCGCUACCGGGACUUGAAGCGAAAGUGACGAUCAAAGAAGGAGAGUUGUUACUUUAUCCAGAUCAACUGCUUGAUGGAGAUGCUUAUAAUAAAGAUUCCUUUAAAAAAGCUAUUGACCCCGCGAAAUAUGCGGCUUUCAAGGAACUGGGAGCAAUUUCAUUUCAAAGAAAGACAAAAUUUAAUCUUGACCAGCUGAAAACUAAGCAAGUAAAUUUUAACCAUUAUGAUUCAAUUUCAUUGGAAGACUUCGCAAUGGUUAAUAUAAGUCAGAACGAUGCCAACGGAAUAUUGGAUUUACUUGUGAGGGGCAAAGUGCUGCAAAAGCAAGAUGGCAACAAAGAGUUGUACAAAUUGCAUACUGAUGGCAGUAGAAUAAAUGGCAUUCAACUAGGCGAAUACAAGAUCUACGAGGAUGCCGUGAGAGGUUUGCUUAAUUUGUGCUUUUGCUAUAGAAUAGCAUAUCAAAGCAUUACGCGUUGUGCGAAUAAUGGGAGAGCUCAAGAUUUCCCGUUGAUAUCAAAACCGCAUCGAAGAAUUCUGGCGGAUUUGCUUCAUGCACGGAUCCUUGAGCCAGCCGUUUCCAAAUUCAUUGUAGACAUUGUAGAUCUACGUAAGGCUUUGUCUGGAAUGAGGCUGGAGGAAGAUAGCUUAGUUAAAGUUGCUCAACGGUUGAAAAGCUUGAAAGGUUCAAUGGACAGUCUUCGAAUGGUUCCAUUUUCUGAGUAUGACCGGUAUACAAACGUCGAAGAGUGGAACCUAUUUUCUCUCAAUGGCAACGAAUUGCUGUUGAAGUUGAGAGGCGCGAGUUUCAUGAAAAUAGUUGGAACAUUUUUAUGGGGAGCCCUACUAAUCAGAGCUGCGCUGGUACAAAACAUUAAAAUGCGUAGAACAGAGCUGUCUCGACAGGAUUUGAGCAAAUAUUCAACUGGUUGGCAGUACAUUUGCAGCGCAAUACGAAUGGCCUUCGAUGUUUACGGUACGGAUUACUACAAACUUCAAUAUAACAAGUUUAUCAAACGAGUAGCCCUCAUUGAAGCGACAAAUUUUGGGUUUUUCGGAGAUAGGUUGAAUAAAUUUGCUUUUGAAGUGACUCAACCUGCCACCUCCAAACCCGACAUAAAAUAUGUAAGAAAGUUGGCUGUUCCGCUGAUCCGUGGAUUUGAUCUUGUCUCGAGAACUGCAAACGUACAGCUUUUAAUUGACGAUCGCCUUAAGCUUAUGUGCACAGAACGAAGUGAUUGUUUGCUUUCAUCAAUCGAUAAGAAUGCAGCCUUUUCCGCAUUUGAAGAAUGCUUGAAGAAAUUGUUCCGUUUUAUGGAUGUUGAUGAAGCUAGAAAAAAGCUAAUUAAGCUGACUGAAAUGCAUUUGCAGAGACAACAAUAUUUUAAAAAUGUAGAAGCCAUUCUAGUUAAGGUUGCGGAUACUGUUCUGCAGGCACUUUCAAGAGCCACUAAAAGACCAAACGUACACAUCACGGUUUCCACAAUUUUGUCCGUUGACAUCAACGAUGCGUGGGUAACCGCACUUAAAGACAACGAACGCAACCUUGCGAUGAUUGUUACCAAUAUUGUACAAGAAUUGACAGGUAAGCUUAAUUUACUGAUUGCUGAAAACUCGGUUGAAGAUCAAACAGCAAUCACCGGUUUUGAAGGCUUCGUCGAGGAGGCCAUUAUGAAGCUUAAGGCACAGCUACAUGAAAAGCUAGAUGUUCUUCUGAAACAGACCAUCCACAGGCCGGUUCAAGAAAGAGGUCGCUUCCUGUUGCUAAAUUACGCCGAAGGACAAAUUGAACUUCAAACAGACUCGAACGAUGGUCCCAAUCCGGGAGAAGAUAUUGCCAAAAAAAUCCGCAUUGGUCAGCUCAAGAAAGAGUCCGACAAAAGGCGCCAAGCGCUGGCAAUGACUCCGGUCGAGAAUCUUCUCGAUCAGCAGUUCAACGAGGCAUUGGCCAAAUGGGAACGAACUGCUACCGAGCUGGAGCGACUGGCAGUUUGCAUUCGCAAAGGAGAACCAGUUGACGGUCAGUAUCUGGACAUUUGUUUGGAGGCCGUGCGGUUCGUACUCCUGCGACGAGCAGUGGUCGUUUCCAAUAUCUGCGUAAAUCUAAUAACAGACGGUAAAACUCGGAACAAAAUUUCAUCACCAAGGAAUUCUAACGGAAUCGCAAUGGACCUGCAGCUGAUGGACAACAAAUUCCUAGUAGGAAAAACGCAAAAACCGUCAGGAAAGUUAAUUCGCAACAGUAACUGCCUGUACGACUGCCUUCUUACAAGCAUCUUCGAGCUGCGAUCGAUUUCCUCGAAACAAUUCGCGCUAGAGAUCAGCCAACAUUUGGUAAAAGUGUUGGAAAAUCAGUCAAACCCAGAGCCCACUUUGAGACAAUUCUUGGAUUUUAACAAACCGUCAACCUUUAAGGAGCUGUGUUUCGCACAAUUUUUGAGUGCUUGUCUCGAAAGUCCUGCCAGGGGAGUUGUUGCAUUCGGUGACCUGAUGGAGCGAGCUAAAAACGGCCCACUAGACUGGCACGGAACUGGAUGCGGUCACGUUCACGCGGUUACGAUCCACUAUUCGAAACGUUUUGUAGAAGCAGGAUUCACGAAGAACGCCACAACUGACACAAUAUUUGGGAGGGUUAUGUCCGAUUUGAGGGAGGCGUUCUUCAAAGUUUAUCAAUAAAAAUGGAGAAAAAUUAAUGAUUUUUUUAAUGGGAUCAACUAAAACAAUAUAACCAUGCAUUAUGAUAAAGCCUACAUUUAUUAGAUCUAAAAAUAUCAUGUCUUCAUAAUCUUAUUUUUUUAACCCUAGGUUUAUUUUAUCGAACAAUAAAAAUUUUAAUUCUGGUAAAGAAAAACAACGAAAAUAUAAUGUUAACGAAUAAAUUGAAUAAAACGUGUUUUUUACUACAACCGUCCAAACUGGUGUUUUGCGCAGUGAUCCCAUGCACCGCGUGUCAAACGCGUUCUCUGUUUUCUGUACUCGAUCAAACACCAGCACCGUGUAUGCACGCGUACAAGCAAACCUAUACUCAACCGUGAACCGUCCAAAUCUGGGCUACCUCAUGGAAUCGAUGAUUAACCCAUAACUACACACAAAAAAAUAUUUCCUAAUGUUACAUCAUUUAUGAUGUAACACUUUUGCACGUCAUUAAACAUUUAAAUUUAAAUUCAAUUUGAUGUAAAUUUGCAACAAAUUAUACGUAAAAACAUGAUUUUACGUGUGAUUCAACCGUUUACAUCGAAUCUCAAGUUUACAUCAACUGAGUUUACAUGUGAUUCAUAUUUUCCGUGUCGAGUAAAUUCACAUAUUUUUUUCUGUGUAGGCUAAAUUCCAAAUUUAAGAGCG